AUGCCUUCCGACCUGUCAUAUUGGCUCAUAUCGUCUCCAUUGAAAGAUGGGGAUCCUAAUAUCAUGCUCAACGAAGUGACCAACGCUAUUGGGAAGGAUGUCGAGGCGGCCUCAUGGGAGAUACCAGAAUUGAAGGCAGGAACGUUAUCAUCCCUUUUAACCCUUUCAGACACUUUACCGAAGCUAGACUCCCAAUUCACAACGACAGUCUCAAAGUUAUUGGACACUUUACGUACACUCGUCUCUGAAGAUUCGGCAAAAUUGGCUCAACAUGCUAGAGUCAACGAUAGACCCGCCGAGGAGUUUCUGUUAGGCGGUGGAGGAGGAUUCAGAUGGGACAAAGGACGUUGGGGAAGUGGGGGCAAAGUAUUGGAAGUGGUGGAUGCUCUGACCAAGGAAAUGAACGCUAUAGAUUCAACUCAAAAACAAAAAUCACAAUCAUACAAUCUCGCAAAAGGUAGUUUAACAACUCUCCAACGUAAACAACAGGGAAACUUAUCGCAAAGAUCUUUAACCGAUGUAGUGAAGAGGAAUGAUUUGGUGGAAGAUAGCGAGUUCUUAGAAACCCUUGUCGUAGCUGUGCCCAAGAAUCUUCAGAAAGACUGGGCGGACAAAUACGAGAGACUAACUAGUAUGGUUGUACCUCGAAGCUCACAACAAAUCGCAUCGGACGAUGAUUAUUUCCUUCAAACUGUUACUGUGUUCAAGAAGAUAAGAGAUGAGUAUAUACAUAAAUGCAGAGAGAACAAGUUUAUCGUGCGAGAUUUUAAGUGGGAUGAAAGCGCCUUAGAGAAGCAGAAGAAGGAGAUGGCGGAAUUAGGUGUUGAAGAGAAGGAAUUAUGGACCGAGCUCCUUCGACUUACUCGAAUAAACUUCUCAGAAGCGUAUCAAAUCCUCGCUCACCUCAAGACAGUCAGACUGUUCGUUGAAAGCGUGUUGAGGUAUGGCUUACCAGCAGAUUAUGCAGGUGUCAUCGUCAAGCCUGAACCGAAGACAGCUGUUAAAACCCUCCGAUCAUUAUCGGAUCAUUACAAUUAUUUAGCAUCUUCAUCUCGUGGACCAUCAACCAAGAAAGGUAAAUCAGGUGGUGUGACUGCUGGGGGUGAGGAUGUAGGUGGUGAAUGGGCAAGUGUGAUGGAAGCUGAAUAUUACGAUUUUGUAUUGUUUGAAAUACCAAAAGUUAUUACCUGA
Molecule: messenger RNA, 1191 nt
Organism: Kwoniella shivajii
Lineage: Eukaryota; Fungi; Basidiomycota; Tremellomycetes; Tremellales; Cryptococcaceae
Exons: 9
Coding region: 1-1191 (396 amino acids)
Biological process (GO): proton transmembrane transport
Cellular component (GO): vacuolar proton-transporting V-type ATPase, V1 domain
Molecular function (GO): proton-transporting ATPase activity, rotational mechanism
Source: RefSeq, a predicted model, not a curated record